CGCAUGCGCAGUCUUGUCCAGCUGCAGCCAACAACAACAACAGGGUGAACGGUGCGCUCUAUCAUUCCAAGAUGGCGGACCUCCUAGGCUCGAUCUUAAACUCGAUGGAGAAGCCUCCAACAGUCGGCAACCAGGAGAGCCGACGAAAGGCUCGAGAGCAAGCAGCGAGACUCAAGAAGAUGGCGGAAGAUGAGAAAAGAAAGAAAGCAGAGUUCAGGAAAAAGAUGGAGAAAGAGGUGUCAGACUUCAUUCAAGACAGUGCACAACAGAAACGAAAAUACAACCCUAUGGGGAAGAUUGAAAGGAGUAUAUUGCAUGAUGUUUCAGAAGUGGCUGGUCUGACUUCUUUUUCUUUUGGGGAGGAUGAGGAGAGCCGUUAUGUCAUGCUUUUCAAGAAGGAGUUUGCUCCAUCAGAUGACGAGCUAGAAGCCUAUCGCAAAGGAGAGGAGUGGGAUCCCAAGCUGGCAGAGCAACGGCGCAGGCUAAAAGAACAGGCUGCAUUGGAGGAAACGGCAUCCAGUCAGACAAAGAAGACGGAAAUGUGCCCCAACUCCAACUACAGAGACAAGUACAGCCACCUGAUCGGCACCUCGGCUGCAAAAGAUGCAGCACACACACUAGAGGCCAACAGCACGUAUGGCUGCGUGCCAGUGGCCAACAAGAGGGACACUCGCUCCAUAGAGGAAGCCAUGAAUGAAAUCAGAGCGAAGAAACGGCAGAAGCUGGGGGACGACUCAGGGGCGCACAGCAGCAGCUCUUGAGUCUCCACCAUUUUUUUGCUUUCUGUUGUGCGCGCGUGUGUGUGUGCGUGUGUGUGUGUGUGUGUGUGUGUGAGAGAGUGUGUGUGGGCACAUUAGUGGUCAAAUUCAUCCUAUAAUGCAAUAUCUUGUACUUCAGACAUUUAAAAGUAUAACUUAUAUGACAGCCGUUGAAUCCUGUAUGUAUGCCACUGUCUGACUUGUUUAGUGGAGGAUGCUCAGGUGGAUCUGAUCCAGCAGGUGGAUUACUAUACGUGUUAAACAUUUGCUUGUGACGUCAGUUAUCAAGUUUCACACACACACACCGUUUGGCAGUAUGAAAAACCUGUUUUCAGUAAAAAACAAAAAACAAAGAUCAUGUCUGGGUGUUCAGCUACUUAAAAAACACCCAAAAUCUUCAUACAUACUUUUUAAAGGACAUUUUUGGCAGUGAUUAUGUGUGAUGCAGAUGAGCAUUCACAGUCUAAGUGACAUUUUAAUCAUGAAAAUAUUGACACGUUUUUAGGUGGAAAAGUAAGUGUUCCAAAUAUCCAGUGCAGCUUUUAAAAGGGAAACAGGAAUGCCGUCUAAUGACCAGCUUUUGGUUUAACUUUUGUUUUUUUUUAUCUUAGUCUCAACCUGUUUCAGAUCUUUGUAGCGUUGGAAGCAUGCCAUUUCCUCCAUUUCAGGAGGAAUCUCAUUUUAGAAAAUACUGUUUUGUGGAUUUUAGGAAUCUGUGAUUUAAGUCUCUGAGAUUUUCUUUGUUCCGAUACGUCUGCACUGACUGUGAAUUACACUGUUACUCCAAACUAAAUGUUUCAUUAUUGAGCCAGGCAAUAGGCAUCACAUUAUGGAGCAGAAGUACCAGACUCAUUGUAGGAAUAUUGGUCACAUCUCUCUUUUUUGUUUGUCAUAUCUUCAAGUAAGUUUCUCGGCAUCUUGGUGUCUAUUUUAACAUGGUUGCACUGUUUUAUCCCCCCAUGUGUGUUAAUAAAACGGAGAUCAGUGUUAA
Sebastes umbrosus (honeycomb rockfish) is the source of this 1749-nucleotide messenger RNA. It is a transcript of the gene spag7, whose product is annotated as sperm associated antigen 7. NCBI's taxonomy places the organism in Eukaryota, Metazoa, Chordata, Actinopteri, Perciformes, Sebastidae. Bases 72 to 761 code for a protein of 229 amino acids. Gene Ontology annotation, molecular function: nucleic acid binding. The transcript has 7 exons. The record is from RefSeq and is a predicted model, not a curated record.